Molecule: messenger RNA, 1159 nt
Organism: Panthera uncia (snow leopard)
Lineage: Eukaryota; Metazoa; Chordata; Mammalia; Carnivora; Felidae
Gene: NSFL1C
Product: NSFL1 cofactor
Exons: 9
Coding region: 42-1154 (370 amino acids)
Biological process (GO): membrane fusion; nuclear membrane reassembly; autophagosome assembly
Cellular component (GO): cytosol; nucleus
Molecular function (GO): ubiquitin binding
Source: RefSeq, a predicted model, not a curated record
CGGCGGCGGGCGGAGCGCUUCGGGCGGCGCACAGAGCGAAGAUGGCGGCGGAGCGGCAGGACGCGCUGAGGGAGUUCGUGGCGGUGACUGGGGCCGAGGAGGACCGGGCCCGCUUCUUCCUCGAAUCGGCCGGCUGGGACCUGCAGAUCGCCCUAGCAAGCUUUUAUGAGGAUGGAGGGGACGAAGACAUUGUGACCAUUUCGCAGGCAACCCCCAGUUCAGUGUCCAGAGGCACAGCCCCCAGCGAUAAUAGGGUGACAUCCUUCAGAGACCUCAUUCAUGACCAAGACGAAGAGGAGGAGGAAGAGGAGGGCCAGAGGUUUUAUGCUGGGGGCUCAGAAAGAAGUGGACAGCAGAUUGUUGGCCCUCCCAGGAAGAAAAGUCCCAACGAGCUGGUGGAUGAUCUCUUUAAAGGUGCCAAGGAGCAUGGAGCUGUGGCUGUGGAACGAGUGACCAAGAGUCCCGGAGAAACCAGUAAACCGAGACCUUUUGCAGGGGGUGGCUAUCGCCUUGGGGCAGCACCAGAGGAAGAGUCUGCCUAUGUGGCGGGAGAAAGGAGGCGGCAUUCCGGCCAGGAUGUUCACGUAGUGUUGAAGCUCUGGAAGAGUGGGUUCAGCCUGGACAAUGGUGAACUCAGAAGCUACCAAGACCCGUCCAAUGCCCAGUUUCUGGAGUCUAUCCGCAGAGGGGAGGUGCCAGCAGAGCUGCGGAGGUUAGCUCAUGGCGGGCAGGUGAAUUUGGACAUGGAGGACCAUCGGGAUGAGGACUUUGUGAAGCCCAAGGGAGCCUUCAAAGCCUUCACUGGCGAGGGUCAGAAACUGGGCAGCACGGCCCCCCAGGUGCUGAAUACCAGCUCUCCAGCCCAACAGGCAGAGAAUGAAGCCAAAGCCAGCUCUUCGGUCUCAAUCGACGAGUCCCAGCCCACCACAAACAUCCAGAUACGGCUCGCUGACGGCGGGAGGCUGGUGCAGAAGUUUAACCACAGCCACAGGAUCAGCGACAUCCGACUCUUCAUCGUGGACGCCCGACCGGCCAUGGCUGCCACCAGCUUUGUCCUCAUGACUACCUUCCCGAACAAAGAGCUGGCUGACGAGAGCCAGACCCUGAAGGAAGCCAACCUGCUCAACGCCGUCAUCGUGCAGCGGUUAACAUAACCGCC